ACGCCCCUACUGCGCGCUCCUUGAGGUCUUCGACUGGCUGCAUCGCGCCGACUGCAUCGACGGCGAGACCAUGGAGCUCAUGACCGCGCCAUCGCCUGCGGCUGGAUCGAGCGCCUCGUGGUGGCCGGCGGCGACGUCUCCGACGUCUCCGCCCUGCUCGGGGAGAUGGACUGCGUUGGCCUGCGCCCUGGGUUCAGCCGCGUCGAGAAGGCCGUCGUGCUCUACUGGGACCGCAGCGAGAGGGCGCAUGCUGUCGAGUUCGUUAGGGACGUGCUCAGGAGGGGCAGUGUCGGCGCGGGAGCGGACUACGACGGCGAGACUAGCGAUGGCCAGUGCGGAGUUCAAAUUCCACCGUCACCACGCAAUCCAAUUCCCCUCUCCCCAAAACAUGCCAAGUUCAUGACAUCCCUCGCCCAAAUAUUAUCACUAGGGUUCGUGGCCAGGAAUCGAAUUCCAGCACCCAGCGUUCCGCAGCGCAGGGCCCUCCCAGGGAUUCCUCGGCAUGGGCUCCCCGCAGGACACCUGUUCUACAUCGACUGGGAGGAGAUCCUCCGCUUGAUUGGUCAGCUGCAGACUACGUUCCACUUAUGGGAGCAAGUUGCAUCAAUCACCGGAGAAGAUGUUCAAGGUGGACGAGCAGGAAAAGAAAAUUUCAGUUGCAUCAAGAGAUCCAUCACGUUAUCGACUUGAUGAAGUUGAACUCUCUUGUUGUAUCCAGGAAUGAUUUGUAUCCUCUUACAUACUUCUUAUCUACCGUUCUAAUUUGGAGUCCACAUGAAGUAAUGUAGUAUAUUUAGUUGAUGCAUAGGUCCACAUGUUGUUGUAGUGUAUGGCUAUAUAGUUGUCAAAACAGCUCAAAUUCUCCAUGUGCAUCGCACUUAUUCAAAUAUUCUCAGAUAAUUAUUACUCAA
Lolium perenne is the source of this 911-nucleotide messenger RNA. RefSeq lists its product as uncharacterized. Lineage: Eukaryota; Viridiplantae; Streptophyta; Magnoliopsida; Poales; Poaceae. The record is from RefSeq and is a predicted model, not a curated record.